This is a messenger RNA of Zingiber officinale, 2419 nucleotides long. Its product is annotated as probable glucomannan 4-beta-mannosyltransferase 9. Lineage: Eukaryota; Viridiplantae; Streptophyta; Magnoliopsida; Zingiberales; Zingiberaceae. Bases 427 to 2010 code for a protein of 527 amino acids. The record is from RefSeq and is a predicted model, not a curated record. Gene Ontology annotation, molecular function: mannan synthase activity. The transcript has 9 exons. Gene Ontology annotation, cellular component: Golgi apparatus.
GCAUAUGCCCGGGCUUCUCUCCCUCCUCAGUGUGCCUCGCUCCCUCCCUCGCUGAUCCCUGAGCUCGCAUUGCUCGGGGAGAAGAGAAGAGAGAGGAACAAGGCCGGGGAUCGAUUGCGCAAGCACUUCACUGUCCUUUUUCCGGCGUUUGUCCUCCGGAUCUGGUGAGCUCUGCUUCCCCUGAUGCUUGUUGCUCUGUUGGUUUUGGUGGGUUUCGUGAGCGAAAAGGAGGCCCUUUUCUCCCUCAUUAAUGGUGUGUGGAGCAGCUGACAGAGUGUGAGAAUUUUCCACCCGAACGACGACUUUGUGUCCCUUCUUUGUCGCCGAUCUUGUUCCUGUCUCUGCGAGGACUGUGCCAGUCCUGCGCCGAUCCACUUUUCGUGAUUUUUAGCCCCAUUGCUCGAUAAGUCCUCUUUUGAGGCGGAGAUGGAUAGGGUUUCUACGGCGUCGAUGUUUCCGGGCGUGAUCCAGGCGCGGGAGCAGAUGUGGAUGGCGUGGCAGCAGGUGAAGGCGCCGGUGAUCGUGCCUCUGUUGCAGCUGGCAGUGUACAUCUGCCUGACCCUGUCGGUGAUGCUCUUCGUCGAGAAGGUCUACAUGGCCGUCGUGAUCACCACCGUUCGACUCCUUGGCCGCCGCCCGGAGACUCAAUACAAGUGGGAGCCGAUGGGCGACGACGCCGAGCUCGGCACCUCCGCCUACCCCAUGGUGCUCAUCCAAAUCCCAAUGUACAACGAGAAAGAGGUCUACCAGCUCUCGAUCGGAGCUGCUUGUGGGCUCUCAUGGCCUUCGGAUCGCAUCAUCAUCCAAGUGCUCGACGAUUCCACCGACGACUCCAUUAAGGAGCUGGUGCAGAUAGAGUGCCGGAAGUGGGCGAACAAGGGGGUCAACAUAAAGUAUGCUAUCCGUGAUGACAGGGUGGGUUACAAGGCGGGCGCGCUCCGGCAGGGGCUCAAGCAUAGCUACGUGAAGGAGUGCGAGUACGUUGUGAUCUUCGACGCCGACUUCCAGCCCGAGCCCGACUUCCUCCUCCGCACCAUCCCCUUCCUCAUCCACAACCCCAAGGUCGCCCUCGUCCAGGGCCGCUGGACUUUCGUAAACGCGGAUGAAAAUAUGAUGACAAGGAUGCAGGAGAUGUCUUUGGAUUACCAUUUCUUUGUUGAGCAGCAAGUGGGAUCCUCCACCUAUGGCUUCUUCGGUUUCAAUGGAACUGCUGGGGUAUGGCGGAUUUCUGCUGUCAAUGAGGCUGGAGGUUGGAAGGACCGGACGACCGUAGAGGACAUGGAUUUGUCUGUUCGAGCAAGCCUCAAGGGAUGGAAAUAUAUAUUCCUUAAAGACCUCGAGGUCAAAAGUGAACUACCAAGCACCUUCAAGGCCUUCCGCCAUCAGCAACACAGAUGGUCCUGUGGCCCAGCAAACUUGUUCAGGAAAAUGGUGAUGGAAAUAUGCAAAAAUAAGAAAGUGACUCUCUGGACAAAGAUCUACGUCAUAUACAGUUUUUUCUUUAUCAGAAAGAUUGUAGGUCAUAUUGUGACCUUCAUAUUUUACUGCAUUGUUAUACCAAUGACAGUCUUCAUUCCUGAAGUACAAAUACCAAAGUGGGGUUUAGUGUACAUUCCUUCAAUCAUUACUCUGCUGAAUUCAGUUGGAACACCAAGGUCUUUUCAUUUGCUGAUGUUCUGGAUCCUUUUUGAGAAUGUCAUGUCUCUGCAUAGAACAAAAGCAACCUUAAGUGGCCUCUUGGAAGCAGGAGGGAAAGUCAAUGAAUGGGUGGUGACGGAAAAGCUUGGAGAUAUUAUGAAGACAAAAUCUAAAGCAGCUAGGAAGCCACGGCUUAGAAUUGGUGACAGAUUGCAUCUAAUGGAGCUCUGUACUGGGUUAUAUCUUUUCUUCUGCGGGUGCUAUGACCUGGCCCAUGGGAAAAACCAUUACUACAUCUACCUCUAUCUUCAAGCGAUCGCUUUCAUAAUUGUCGGAUUUGGUUAUGUUGGCACUUUUGUUCCACAAUCCUAAUGGUCAUAACUCCUUAUACGACCAACUGCUUUAAAUAUACAUUACGUCAGUAUUAUAUCCAAUACCCGGGUUUGCAUCAGCUCAAGCAACUGUCUGAAACCAUUCACUUAAGAAAAGAACCACUCAUCAUCUACGAAGGCAGACUUCUAUCUAAUAGGAGCCUUGUGUGAAUAGUGAGUCAGUAUAAAUAUUAUUGUCUACCCAAAUGUAAUAGAUAGAAGGGCCUGAAUCUCUUCUGCAGAAGCUAAGGCAACGGCAGUUGAGAGAGAGAUAAGAUUUAGCUUUGUGAUGUGUGCAAGCUAGCAAUUCUAGUUUAUUUAUAAUUAUUGAAUUUCCCUUAUAUUCCUUUGUAUUGUUGUAUCCAGAACAAGCCCAAAGAAGCCAGCUGGGAACAUCCAGUUAAUUUUUA